This is a messenger RNA of Copidosoma floridanum, 2351 nucleotides long. Its product is annotated as somatostatin receptor type 2. The record is from RefSeq and is a predicted model, not a curated record. Gene Ontology annotation, cellular component: plasma membrane; neuron projection. NCBI's taxonomy places the organism in Eukaryota, Metazoa, Arthropoda, Insecta, Hymenoptera, Encyrtidae. Gene Ontology annotation, molecular function: somatostatin receptor activity; peptide binding. Gene Ontology annotation, biological process: G protein-coupled receptor signaling pathway.
UCAAGCAACCGAUGUAAAAAUAAUUCCAUUAGUAUUCAACUGACGAUUGUAGACGUAUUUAAAAACCAUUUGGUCGGUCCAAAGAAACCGUUCAUUAUAAAUACAUACGAAGGAUGUGCAAUGGAAGCAUGAACCGCAUGCAAAACUUGUCUAGAACAUCUAAUUUUUUACUGUUAAGAUAAUUUAUUUUUCAAUGUAAGCAUUUACAGUAAGAAUUGGAAAGGGAAGUAUUGAUUUCAAAUUAUGAGAAGCCUUGUUAUUGAAAUCAGAUAACCUUGCUAACCAGCGAUAUAAAAAUCGAAGAAAGAUCACAACUAUAAUGAGCAACAUGUCGGAAAAUCUAUACAACUUAUCUACAAAUGGCACCUUUCCAAAUACAUCGUUGCCACUUGACUGUGAUGCCAAUAUGCCAAUCAUCUCACUACUACAUCAAAUCCUUUACACAAUCAUUUGUGUGGUUGGUCUACUGGGUAAUACUUUGGUCAUCUACGUGGUAUUACGCUUUUCCAAAAUGCAAACAGUUACGAAUAUCUACAUUCUUAACCUGGCCCUGGCUGACGAGUGCUUCUUGAUUGGCAUACCAUUUCUGGUUACAACCAUGAGUCUCAAGGUUUGGACAUUUGGUAAAAUCAUGUGUAAAGUUUACAUGACAACGACCAGCAUUAACCAGUUCACGAGUAGUAUAUUUCUAUUAAUUAUGAGCGCUGAUCGGUACAUUGCUGUAUGCCAUCCGAUUUCUUCCCCAAAGCUCCGCACACCAUUUAUUGCUAAAAUAGUGUCGAUUUCGGCAUGGACACUUAGCGCUAUUUUUAUGAUACCCAUUUACAUGUACGCAAACGAAAUGGAAACUCAAAAGGGCCAAAUGAGUUGUAACAUUUACUGGCCUGAUGAUCAGGGAGGACAGAAAACUUUUACUCUGUACAGUUUUGUCCUAGGUUUUGCAGCGCCCUUUACCCUUAUUUCAAUUUUUUAUUUUUUGGUUACCAGAAAAUUAAGGACAGUGGGCCCAAAAAACAAGUCAAAGGAGAAGAAAAAGUCUCAUCGCAAAGUUACGAAACUAGUGCUCACUGUCAUAGCUGUGUUCUUCAUUUGUUGGUCACCAUAUUGGUUUACUCAAAUGGCAUUGAUUUAUACGGAACCCAAUCAGUGCCAAUCUCGCAUAAGCAUUACCAUUUUUUUGUUAGCCGGUUUUCUCAGUUACUCCAAUAGUGCAAUGAAUCCAAUACUCUACGCUUUUCUCAGCGACAAUUUUAAAAAGAGUUUCCUCAAAGCGUGUACCUGUGCAGCAGGCAAGGACAUUAAUGCAACUUUACAUAUGGAAAACAGCGUAUUUCCACGCAAGAACAAGGCCAAUGUUGAACAGGCUCAAGUCAAUAAGCAAGUGGCAUCGGGGAACUCAAAGAAUGAUGGCGAAGAUGAAGAAAACGAGAGGGGACUCCUGAUCAGCAAGACGUCAACGACAACGGUGACAAUGACAUCGCGAUCUAAUAUUACUGUUACAAGUGAAGCGAAGGAUCACUCGAGUCAGCAAAAGGACAAGGAUGUGGUGAAAAAUGGCACCCAACUAACUCUGUUGACUCAAGUGUAGGAGUAGACUUCAACAUUUAGAGAUGUAUAAUGUACAAAGCUUUGAAAAGUGAAACAAUUUAUUCAAAAGGGAGCAAAAGUGAAGUGUAAAUUUGUACGAGUGACUCGAUGAAAAGAUAGUUGUAAAUUACAUUUUUUUAACGAUUUGUAUAUGCUUGGGAAAUCUAUUUAAGAAAAUUAACAUUGUUUUAGGAGUAUAGAACGAUAUUGAUCGGUGAUUGUACACACUUUAAAUUUUUAAGGAAGGGCAGAGACUGAGGAUUAGGGAUUAAAAUUCAUCAAAUACAAUAUUUUUUAUCACAUGAUCUUUUUCAUUGGCAUUCUUUUUCAUUUUAUCUAGAAACACUUUAGUUUCAUUCGAAAAAUCGCCAAAUGAAUUUUUUUUAUUCUUUCUUUAUCUGUCUUUCAUCACACAUAUUUAGCUCAUUCAACAGUUUGUAUAUUUAGAUUACUUUUUUUGUGUAAGCAAUAGAAAUUCAUCGUAAUAUGUGAAAGCUAAUUGAUUUAACAGGUUUGUCUAUUCAGUUUGUAUUCUGCAAUAAAGCGAUAAAAAAAGUCAUGUUAUUUUGCUCUCGCAUUUGUUGAUUGAAUAUACUAAAUACUCACUAAGUCUGUAAGUCAUGUAACUAAUCCAGCAAAGUUGAUGUAUUGUCGAUGAUCCAUGUGAAUAAAAAAAUAAAAAAAUACUAAAAAGAAUUUUUUUUCUCGAUUAAAAACACUAUCAUCUUAAAUGAUGAGUAUAUAUUUUGUAAAAAAAUGUGUUU